AUGGUAUCAAAGUUUUAUUCAUUUGCACCAACGGACAGCAAAGGGGAGCCUUACCCUUUCAAACAACUUGAAGGUAAAGUUGUUUUGAUUGUCAACGUUGCCUCUAAGUGCGGGUUCACUCCCCAAUAUGAAGAGUUGGAAAAAUUGUACACGAAAUUUAAGGAUGAAGGACUUGUUAUUCUUGGCUUUCCUUGUAAUCAGUUUGGUAGUCAAGAACCAGGCAGUGACCAGGAGAUUGCGUCCUUCUGUAAGUUGAACUACGGUGUUACUUUCCCAGUUUUGAAGAAAAUCGACGUCAAUGGUAAGAGCGAGGAGCCUGUCUACGAGUUUUUGAAGAAAGAAAAGUCUGGUCUAUUGGGCUUGAGCCGCAUUAAAUGGAACUUUGAGAAGUUCCUGAUCGACAAGCAAGGUAAUGUUGUUGAAAGAUAUUCGUCAUUGACGAAACCGCAAUCUUUGGAAUCUGAAGUUCAAAGACUGUUGAAAGAGUAG
This is a messenger RNA of Zygotorulaspora mrakii, 489 nucleotides long. It is a transcript of the gene GPX2, whose product is annotated as glutathione peroxidase GPX2. Bases 1 to 489 code for a protein of 162 amino acids. Gene Ontology annotation, molecular function: glutathione peroxidase activity. The record is from RefSeq and is a predicted model, not a curated record. NCBI's taxonomy places the organism in Eukaryota, Fungi, Ascomycota, Saccharomycetes, Saccharomycetales, Saccharomycetaceae. Gene Ontology annotation, biological process: response to oxidative stress. The transcript has a single exon.